AUGCUUGCUAAAAUAGUACCUGAUAAAUGCAAAUAUGAUGAACCAAUUUAUGAAAAAGAACUGAAUGAAGAGGAAGAACUUGAAGAUGAAAGGCAAAGGUUUCAUGAAGAAUGGUUGCUAAGAGAAGAAAAGGCUCAAGAAGCUUUCAAGAUCAGGAAGGAAAAAGAAGAGGCAGCCAGAAAACAUCAGGAGGAAGAAGAGCAAAAAAUAAAAGAAGAAUGGGAAAAGCAAGAACAGAAAGAACAAGAGGAAGAAGAUCGAAAACAACAAAUGAAGAGAGAAAGAGAGGAUGCCGUGCAGAAGAUGUUGGAUCAGGCUGAAAGUCAGCCGGAAAAUGGAAACUGGCACAAUCCUGAGCCCCCAGAGGAUAUAGGCACUGAGAAAGAUCGUGCUAAUUGCCCUUUCUAUAGUAAAACUGGAGCAUGCAGAUUUGGAAACAGGUGUUCCCGGAAACAUCAUUAUCCAAGCUCUAGUCAGACCCUUCUUGUCAGGAAAAUGUUUGUUACUUUUGGGAUGGAACAGUCUAGGAGAGAUGACUAUGACACAGAUGCAAGUCUAGAAUACAGCGAGGAGGAAAUUUAUCAGCAGUUCAUAGAUUUCUAUGAAGACGUACUUCCUGAAUUCAGAAAUGUGGGGAAGGUGAUACAAUUCAAGGUGAGCUGUAACUUUGAACCUCAUCUUCGAGGAAAUGUGUAUGUUCAAUAUCAGUCAGAACAAGAAUGUCAGAAAGCUCUCAGUUUAUUCAAUGGCCGGUGGUAUGCAGGGCGGCAGCUGCAGUGUGAGUUAUGUCCAGUAACAAGGUGGAAAUCAGCUAUUUGCGGUUUGUUUGAAAGGCGAAUGUGUCCAAGAGGGAAGCACUGUAACUUUCUUCACGCAUUCAAAAAUCCAAAUAAUGAAUUUUGGGAAGCCAACAGAGAUAUUCACAUUUCCACUGACUGGGCUAAAGAGGCAAGUAAAAACUCUGAAAGGAGAAAUAGAUUGGGGUACUAUGAAGAACAUUAUAGCAGAUCAAGAAGAAGGAACAGUCAAAGUCCCAAUCAUUCAUACAAAAGAAAUGGCGAAUCUGAAAGAAAAAAAUCUCAUCAUAAGCAUAAGAAAAGUCAUGUUUCUGAGAAAUUGGGCAGUCGUGGAAGGCAACAGUCACACAGUAAAAAGAAAAGACGGAAUCGCGACAGGAGCCUGACAUGUAGUCGUAGCAGAAGUCCAUCUCCUACAAGAAAUAGAGACAGAAAGACAUCUAGUAGCAAAGGAAGGAAUAGCUGAACUUGCUGGAGAAUUACUUUUAAGACUUGGAUGUGUUUUGAAAAAUAUUAUCUAUAGUUCUAUUAGAUCAGCUGUACAUUGUUGUGCCCUAAAAUAAAGUUGUUAUGCACUACCCUAUCUUAAAAGUUUUGCAAUAAAUUAUAAGAAAAAAUGAAAUACAUUUCCUGGGACUUGUUUAAUUAACGUGCUAUGAAAAAUGGAUGUUCUUUUUUUUAAUUCUUUAGCUAAAAUAAGUAUUGUGUUGCAAGUUAAACAACUGGAGCAACAAAAAUCUUUGGCUUACACUUUGUUUAUAAAUAAGUGCAUUAAAUAAGUCUACUAUACUUUCACGUUUGUACAAAAUUACAUUUUAAUUAUAUUUCCAUUCAGCACUCUCAAUACUACAAAACACCCUAAGAAAAACAGUACUUUGCUAGAAUCACCAGCAUCCAAUAUUAGCAUGCUUUUUCCAUCCUGCUGCUUUCUAAAUGUGAUGGUAUAUCUGACUGAGCUGGCCAUGGGAGUUGUCAGACUGCUGUAGAGUAUUAAAUUUGUGAAAAGCUUUCUUUUAUUCAGUCAUUUUAAGAUUAGCCAAAGUCAGCUUGGUGCUGCCACCUGCUGUGACCUGAACACAGGUAAUACCUGUGGAUUACAGUGGGCAUCUUUUCUACUUCACAGCUUUAAUUUUAAUAGAGCUGUGCAGUGUUUGCAGCAUGCUUCUCAAAUCAUUUCUGAAGCACUCUACUCCUUCAAAAAAAUAAGAGUUUUUGAAACUUUACAAAAGAGUUAUGAAUACCCACAUCCCCAAAAUGUUGAAUUCCUUUUUGUUAAGGAAGCAGAUGUGAAAUUUGGCUCAGAUUUAGUAACCCCACCUAUAGUAAAACUACUGCUUACAAAGCAACUACAAUUUCAUAUAUUGCAACAUUUUUUCUAAAUAAGUAUACUUCAUUCUAUCAUAAGACUAUAAAACUAGAAAAUGUAGAAAAUCAGAACGUGGUAUUACAAGAUUUAACAAAUUUUAUUAUAAGACAUAGAUUUUGCGAUUUGCACCUUUUUUCUUGAUUGAAUCAUUCUUCUGCAUUAAAAUCCUUUAUCAGGUAAGCUGCUGCAUUAUCUCAUGAAGUGACCUGUAGCUCACAAAAACUUAUAAUAAAAUUUUAAAAGAUGCUACAAAAGUCAUAUUUGGCUACCAUAAACUAACAUGGGUCUCAGCUGGCAAAUUUUUAUUUCAGUUUUCAGAAACUGGUAUCAGUAAGUUUAACAUUGCUUUAUUUCCAAAUAUGUAAAGCUUUAUCAUACACAUAUGGUCCAUAUAUUUAUCAUUGCAAUGGCUAGAUUACUUCCAUGCACUGGCAUAACAGAAAUGAGCUGACAUUUAGCAGCCCCAUACUUUUUAAAGAAAUUGUUAACUCAUUGCUACAAUGAUUUACAUGUCUUAAUAACUUACCUUUAAAAGAAGGCAAUAUUGGUAUAAAGUAGUCUGCUUACACAAACAUUCCAUAAGUUUUUAAAUACACAGGCACAGUACUGGAGUAAAAAUGGACAUUUAUUACAACUAAACCAAUGAGAUACUACACAGUUUACCUUACAUCACAAUGCUUUUUAAACAAACACACAAGGCAACAGUGGAGACCUUAAACACUAAAAUGUUUUUGACAUUUUAAAAUGUUAAGUAAUUCCUCCCUAUUUCAACCUCACACACAGCAAAUGGACCAUUCUAAUGCCUUGUGAACUUCAUUCUUCCAGUUCCCAUUAAGUUAAACAUAAGACUCCAGUGUAUGUAUUUCAUGUAAUCUUUACUAAUUCCAUAACGCUUCUAUUGGACUCAGUAUAAUGUUUCUGAUGUAGCAUAUUAAUGCAUUACAAUAUUUGAGAAUAUCAAUUAUAGCAAAUUGACCCACCAGAAGGCAAUUUAGUAGUUACAUUAUUGAAGAGGUCUACAUAUGAGAAAGUACACACAAGCAUAUGUAAAGCAACCUACUUCCAGAAAUAAAAUGCUCUGAACGAAGUUUGCUUCAAACGUAUUACAGUAUAUUUAGCAAAAU
Messenger RNA from Thamnophis elegans (Western terrestrial garter snake), 3287 nucleotides. RefSeq names its product zinc finger CCCH-type, RNA binding motif and serine/arginine rich 2 (gene ZRSR2). The record is from RefSeq and is a predicted model, not a curated record. Gene Ontology annotation, biological process: mRNA splicing, via spliceosome. NCBI's taxonomy places the organism in Eukaryota, Metazoa, Chordata, Lepidosauria, Squamata, Natricidae. Gene Ontology annotation, molecular function: metal ion binding; pre-mRNA 3'-splice site binding. Gene Ontology annotation, cellular component: U2AF complex; spliceosomal complex.